AUGCCCCGCACUCGCUCGACUGCUCCUUCGGGACAAUCUGAGUCUGCUACUGAGCAGCAGACAAAAACAUUGACACCUGCCGAGAAACCUAACAAGACUUUUAUCCUUCCUUCCAAUACAAAUGCCAACGCGCGUCUACUCUCCCUGCCGAACCCACAGUCCGGCGAGCUAUCUCGCUACUUCUUCUGCCCAGAUCGCGGUAUUUUUGAAUUUACAGUCGUCGCAUCGCCCGCGUCAGCUCCUCGGAGUAUCCUAUUUACCCCUAAGAAGCACCAAUCGGCGGAGUCCAAGUCAGCAGAUGAGAAGUCGCCCGCUACGGCGUCAAUUGCCAAAAAGGCUGAACUGCUGGUCGCAACACCCAUAGAUGCAGCCUUCUUCCUGGUACCCCUGCUGUCAUCCUCCUCAAAAUCUGGACAGUCUCUCUUCCAGCCGCUGGACGACAUAAUUGACUCGAACGAUGACCUACACCCACAUUUCCGCCAUGUCCUCUACAACGAAACAUUCCGCAAAGCGCUCCUCGCACGCGCCGAAGCCAUCUGUGAUACUGUGGAGGCCGGUGAUGAGAACAUGUUCCGAUUCAGUGAGACCAAACUACUUAAGGAAUUGCUGGCCAAGGCCGAGCGGAUGGCUUCGCACGGGCUACCUACGAGUCUGGAGGAGCGUUUCGUUCGGCAGGCAUUGGCUGCUCCCCUGAUGUCGGUCAAACGCGAGGACGCAUUGACGAACCAAGACUCGAAGAAUGGCGAUGCCAGCCCAAUUGAAUCCGAUGAGAGGUCGGAAUCACCUUCGACAAUGGCCACUACAGCGACUCCCUCGGUGUCGACGCCCGUUGGUGAAACCACUCCUGCACCCCAACCUGCUGGUGAAGACUCGGAUGAUAUCCGCCGCUUGCAGCGGAUUUCAAUUGCCUUGUCAUUCAUGAAGGAUUCCUACUUGCCGUCUGCUCUAUCCUCUCGAAUCGAUGAACUUCUCGCCUCGGAGGAUUCACCCUUAGAUCUUAAGCCGCUGACCAACCGUCUUAAGGAGCUUGCGACUCUGCGGGCGGAGGCUAUAGCUUCACGGGGUGUGUCUGACUUCAGCCGCAAGCGUGGGUUGGAUGACGAAGAGACCGAGGAUAGGGCUGAAACGAAGCGACGGAAGGAAGAGGAGGAGAAGAAAGCAAAGACAUCUGAGUCUCGGGGAGUUCGCGACUUGAAAAAGGUCAACACGACCGGCAUGAAGAAAAUGAGUGAUUUCUUUGCAAAGGCUGCUGCUAAGAAGAAGACUUGA
Penicillium daleae is the source of this 1269-nucleotide messenger RNA. RefSeq lists its product as uncharacterized. The coding region runs from base 1 to 1269 and encodes 422 amino acids. Gene Ontology annotation, cellular component: ribonuclease H2 complex; nucleoplasm. Gene Ontology annotation, biological process: ribonucleotide metabolic process; RNA catabolic process. Lineage: Eukaryota; Fungi; Ascomycota; Eurotiomycetes; Eurotiales; Aspergillaceae. The record is from RefSeq and is a predicted model, not a curated record. The transcript has a single exon.